UAAAUUUUCUAGUCAAAAUUCAAAUGUCGACUAGUCAAAGUCAAAGUCAAUUAAGGACUAAAAUGAAAUUAAAUAUUUUAUUGGGGUUUAUUUUAUAAUUAGUCAUAUGUGAGGGUUAAAUUGGCUACAAUUUAAAGUUGAGAAUUUACUUAUAUAUAUUUGGAAGUUUAGAACUUAAAAGCUAUAUUCUAUUAAAGAAUAGGGACCUUCCUUAGCAAUUUUGAACAAAUGGCAUUUAUAUUCAAACUUUGACCAUACUUUUCCACAAAAAUCACACACUAACACACACUAAAGUGUGUUGAACGGGAGGAAACGCAGAGAAGAGAAGAAAGGGAAGAAAAGAAAAAGAAAGGAAGAAAAAGAAAAAAAAAAAAAUCUUGUGCCAACUACUUCAAUCUUGUUUAUUUAAUUCUUCAAGAGGAGGCUGUUGACUGAGCGGUGGUGGAGAUUAUUUUGAUAGUUUUGCAGACAUUGCUACCACCAAUUGUAGGUUCUUUUGUUUGAAAUUGUGUAAUCAUCAAGUAAAAUAUUUACAUCAUGUUGGAGGAAAAUUAUUUUGGUAUUUAUAUACACCAAUGAUCAUGAUGUAAUAUUGUAAUCUAAACUGCUUCCUAUUAUCCUUUUGAGAGGCAGUUUUGAUGUAUAUGUUAUGGAUGUUUUUGGUUAAACGAGCAAAUGAUAGUAUUAUGUUGGUGUUUUAUUUUAAUUGGUCAAAUGAAGCUUUAUUAUUAAAGUUUAGCUACUUUUGCCUUGGUGAUGGGUCCAGUGCCUAGCUGGCACUUAUCAUCGGCUCACGUCACGUCUUAAGUCUUAGGACGGGAUGUGUCAAGUUGUGUAUUCACACAUGAUACAUACAGAUACACAUAUAUAAAUGUAUAAAUGUUAACAUAUUUUGCUGGGCACUCUCCCUCUCUCUCUCUCUCUCGAACUCUUAAGAGAAAAAUGGCGGAGAUAUCAUCAGGUGCAAAUGGUAACCAAGGAAUGGCAGUGAAUAUAAAGCUGGAGGAAGAUUUAAACCACCAAACUCUAACCGAAUCAGGAACCAGUAGCCAUGGAAAUUCUCCGGGCUGCGGCCUUCUUACUCUACCUUUUAUACAAAAGAUAAUUGCGGAGAUACUGGGGACAUAUUUUUUGAUAUUUGCGGGUUGUGCCGCCGUUGUGGUGAACGCCGAUAAGGACAAGGUGGUGACACAGCCGGGAAUUUCAAUAGUGUGGGGUCUGGUGGUGAUGGUUAUGGUUUACUCAGUUGGACAUAUUUCUGGUGCACAUUUUAAUCCUGCUGUAACUAUUGCUUUUGCUACCUGCAAGAGAUUCCCAUGGAAACAGGUUCCGGCCUACAUCUUAGCUCAAGUCAUUGGAUCAACGCUUGCAAGCGGAACCCUACGAUUACUGUUCACCGGCAAGCACGAUUACUUUUCUGGCACACUUCCUGCUGGCUCCGACAUGCAGUCUCUGGUCGUGGAAUUUAUAAUUACUUUCUACCUAAUGUUCGUCAUUUCCGGCGUCGCCACGGAUAACAGAGCUAUUGGAGAACUUGCUGGUCUUGCCGUUGGAUCUACCGUUCUGCUAAAUGUGAUGUUUGCAGGGCCGAUAUCUGGGGCAUCAAUGAAUCCAGCAAGGAGUUUAGGCCCAGCAAUAGUGUCAAAGCAGUACGAGGGGUUAUGGAUCUACAUGGUAGGCCCAAUAACUGGGGCCGUGGCUGGGGCUUGGGUCUACAAUAUUAUCAGAUUUACAGAUAAGCCCUUGCGGGAAAUUACGAAGAGUGGUUCAUUUCUCAAAACCUCAUCGCGUAACGUCUCCAAUUGAUAAUUAAAGACUUUCUUUUUCGUUUCAUGUGUAAUUUACAAAGGAAAGAACUUGUAUUUUGAAUGGAAUAAACUUCUUACCUUGUUUUAACCAAUGAGUACAAGUUGCAUAAUACAAAUAUUCUUGAUUUUA
This is a messenger RNA of Olea europaea var. sylvestris, 1938 nucleotides long. Its product is annotated as aquaporin NIP1-1-like. Gene Ontology annotation, biological process: transmembrane transport. Bases 880 to 1806 code for a protein of 308 amino acids. Gene Ontology annotation, cellular component: membrane. Gene Ontology annotation, molecular function: channel activity. The transcript is spliced from 6 exons. Lineage: Eukaryota; Viridiplantae; Streptophyta; Magnoliopsida; Lamiales; Oleaceae. The record is from RefSeq and is a predicted model, not a curated record.